Molecule: messenger RNA, 537 nt
Organism: Hydractinia symbiolongicarpus
Lineage: Eukaryota; Metazoa; Cnidaria; Hydrozoa; Anthoathecata; Hydractiniidae
Exons: 1
Coding region: 1-537 (178 amino acids)
Source: RefSeq, a predicted model, not a curated record
AUGUCGUGUCAAAAAUUUGAGCUGUUGCUCUCUUGGGUUGGUGGAUCCUUGUUUUUUUCGUGCAGUAUUGUCUUACUAGCUGUAUGUAAUGCCAAAUAUGAAUUUAUUCUUGUGGAUAUUGGAGAAGCUGGGCGCAAAAGUGACAGUGGCAUUUAUAAGAACAGUCCACUUGGCCAAGCAAUAGAUGAAAAUCUUUUGGGAUUUUCAGAGGAGGUUCUUAUUUCUGGCUACAAUAGUGACAUCUUGUUUCUCUAUAUUUUUGUUGCCGAUGAAGGAUUUGCAAUUAAGGAGAACAUGAUGAGACCUUAUGCAAGGGGAAAUAUCUUUGAUAAAAGUGAAUUUGUUUUCAAUUAUCGACUGUCACGUGCAAGACGUGUCAUUGAAAACAGUUUUGACAUUCUAGCAACAAGGUUUCGGAUAUUUCGAAGCCCAAUAAUCACCCAUGUGGAGACUGUUAAAAGUGUUACCAGAGCCUGUGACGCAUUACAUUAUGUGUCUUUUUCCCGCUUCUCCUCCGCAUGGUAUGAAAUAUUUUAA